Molecule: messenger RNA, 1076 nt
Organism: Closterium sp. NIES-67
Lineage: Eukaryota; Viridiplantae; Streptophyta; Zygnematophyceae; Desmidiales; Closteriaceae
Source: the annotation of a GenBank genome assembly
AGGAAUUUUCCAUUCCUUACCGAGCGGUACUGCUAUCGCGUACGCUCGAACACACCCGAAGCCUCGGGACUGUUCCAGACCUUCUGACAGAACCGCCUCGGCUUCUCCAGACCUUUCGGUUCGACCUUCGGGAGAGUUGUGAACUUCUUCCUUCCUCCUAAUUUCCACCUCUCAUCUUCCCCGCUUUCCUCAACCACAGUUCUUCCGUACUCCCACCGCAUAUCGCUGCAUCACCGUUCCUCCUCCGCACCUAUUGCCGCCAUCGUGCCACUGGAUUAGGUAUUCUAAUGGCGGCCCGUGGGAGCUCCCCACCCUGGAGGGGCAGCCGCUGUGGCUGUCAUACAGUCUGCAAAAUGGCGGGACGUGGAACGUGACGGGCAUGUCGCCCCAGCAACAGGCCAGCACACUGCAGCCCAAGUCCAGCAGCGGCUAUCCGAUAUUCCAGGGAACUCCCUUCGCAUAUUCUUCUCUGGACGCCGCAGACCUUUUGCUUGAUAUUCCGAGUGGCGAGGUGGCGGUGUAUAAGAGCGAUGCUGUGCUUCUGCCUUACAACAUGGAUGCUCUUGCCGCGUAUGCGGGAGCCACUACUUCCAUCUUUAACCUGCUUGCCUUGGUUGGCCUAGCCCUCUCUGCACUUCUCCUCGUGUAACCACUAUAUGUCAGGUAGUAGCUGCUUUGUGGUAUCCUGGUCGUUGGGCUUGUGAAUGCUAUUCCUAGCUGAGUUGAUGUGCAGUUGUGCUGUUGUAGCAGAAAUACUGGAAGCUGAACAGGAGGCCUUUUCCAGGUAGCUGAUACAGCAGUGCUUACAGUGUUUCUUGCUCUGCUGCCUGUGCCCUAGUGUGAGCCAGCUUAUCUGACAUGUAGACUAUCUAUCUUAUUAAUACAUCCAUCCAUGACACUACGCCCAUCAUUCCUCCGAUUCCCUCCCACCACAAGACCUCCUGUACCUGAUUGCUCUCCUGUCCCCACUGUCAACUUAUAUAUUGUAUAUAUAUAGUUGUGUAGGCUUGGUAGGUGUUGGGUGUUCUACAAAUGACUGGAUCCUACUGUAGAGGGUACAACCCACUUCUUGUAGU